AUGUUUGAUUCCUUGGCUAUCUUCCAGGAACUUAUGGAGGAAAUGAGCUUAUAUGUGCUGACGUUCGAUAGGGCAGGAUAUGGAGAGAGCGAUCCAUAUCCUUCCCGAUCGGUCAAGAGCGAAGCGUAUGAUAUUGAAGAACUUGCUGAUAAGUUGCAGAUUGGGUCUAAAUUCUAUGUCAUAGGGAUCUCGAUGGGUGCCUAUCCUGCCUAUAGCUGUCUGAAUUAUAUACCACAUAGGCUGGCUGGAGUUGCCCUGGUGGUUCCAUUUGUGCACUACUGGUGGCCAUGUCUACUUGCAAACCUAUCGAGGGACGGCUUACAGAAGCUUCUUCCCAUGGAUAGCAGGGCAUUUCGCGUUGCUUACUAUGCUCCUUGGCUGUUCCACUGGUGGAUGACCCAGAAAUGGUUCCCUUCCUUGAGCCUCACCGCUGGAAACAUGGCCGUCUUCUGCCCUCAAGACAUGGAGAUGAUUGCUGAGAUGUCGAAAUCUCCAAAUCCACAUCAGGAGAAAGUGAAGCAGCAAGGUGUUCAUGAAUCUCUAUACAGAGGCAUACUUGCCGGGUACUCGAAAUGGGAAUUCGACCCCACGGACUUGAUCAACCCAUUCCCCAACAACGAUGGGUCGGUCCACAUCUGGCAAGGCGCGGAGGACAGGAUCAUUCCUCGCGAGAUAAAUCGUUACUUGACAGAGAAUAUUCCGUGGAUUCAGUACCACGAGGUUGAAGAUGCUGGGUAUUUGUUCAUCUACCAGAAGGAGAAGGUCGAGACGGUUUUACGAGCACUGGUGCAGGCCGGACUAGAAGCCUAA
Molecule: messenger RNA, 810 nt
Organism: Linum trigynum
Lineage: Eukaryota; Viridiplantae; Streptophyta; Magnoliopsida; Malpighiales; Linaceae
Source: the annotation of a GenBank genome assembly